Durusdinium trenchii is the source of this 2043-nucleotide messenger RNA. Lineage: Eukaryota; Dinophyceae; Suessiales; Symbiodiniaceae. The record is from the annotation of a GenBank genome assembly.
AUGGUGCCGACUGGUGCCGACGCCCUGUGCCCUGCAGGCAUUUUCAUGAAUCCCUCAGAUUUUCCAGAGGAGAUUACUGAGAGAUACACUGUGGAAGAUGAGGGCAGUCAGCAAGGAGUUCAUCUACUGGGAGCCGGUGCAUACGGAGAAGUCAUUCUGGUUCAGAGCAAAAGCUCAAAGUGUACCAUGGCUUUGAAGUGUUGCUUUGACUGUUUGAUUCCUGAUGAUCCUACAGCGCUGAAACGAAUGUACAGAGAAAUUGCAGUGCUUCGGCAAGUGCGCCACAAGAACAUUGUGUCUUUGCAGGACGCUGUCCUACCAAAGACAGGAUGCCAUUUGUACUUGGCCUUUGAAUUGGCACUGCAUGAUCUUGAGCACGCAAUCAGAUACAAUCUAGUUGAAGAACCUCGAAGAGUAUCCUGCAACAUUGCCCGUGCAUUAAGUUUCUUACAUGCCACUGGCUUGAUUCAUCGCGACGUCAAACCAAGCAACAUUCUCUUGGACAAGGAUGGACGAGCAAAACUCUGUGACUUUGGUUUCGUUCGACGGAGCUGCCUCAGGGAUGACCCACCACGGGCUUUCACGGAGUAUGUAGGCAUGCGCUGGUACCGCGCUCCUGAGCUGUUUGUUGGGACCUUCUACAACCAGAGCAUCGAUGUUUGGUCGUAUGGAUGCGUUGUGGCCGAGAUGGUGCUUGGCAGGCCUUUGAUUUCGGGGAUCGACGGAGAGGAGCAGUUGGGUCUUAUUGUUGGACUUUGUCUUGGACGACAUCCAAGCCGCUUUGAGGCUGAAUCGCUGGGUGUUUCAGAAAGAAAUCACAUCGCAGGUGUGGUGCGAACCGUACCGCUGGGGCCAACAUUGGACAAGAAGCUGAAUGGUGUCACAGAUUCGCAAUGCCUUGAAUUUGUUCGCAGCUGCUUGAAAUUUGGCCCAGCUGAGCGUUCGACUGCAGAAGAGCUCUUGCGCAAUCGGUUUCUUGCAGGCUGUCAGGAGGUGUGGAGCCUUCAGAACGGGCAGGAAUUGCAGGGACGAUCUUUGGUUGCAAGGGCGUUUAGAACGUCCCCGGACAAAGACGUUUGGACAGUCUUCAAGGAGAUCUCUGGAGACUUGAAGGAGAUUUCAAUGGAGGACCUGAGUGACUACAUUUGUACCUACUUGGGCUAUGGACAUGCAGAGGCAGUAAGAUAUUUUACACUUUACAGUUUCAAUCAAAGCAUGAACUUCCGGAGCUUCAAACAAGGCUAUCCUGACUUGAACCCUUUCUUCAUCUCUCGCUGGAGUGGAGAUAUUAUUCUGAGAAAGCCAGGAUCUCUAAAUCGGCAGCAGGUCAACUUGGAGGAGUUGUCUAAAUGUGAAGUGUAUAUUUGUGACAUAAGUGGUCAAGUGUUUGUAGAUUCCUGCAAGGAUUCCCUAAUCCUCCUGGGGCCCUGCGAUGGGCCUGCGUGUUUUCGCAAUUGUGAGGGUUGUACAUUCUGGGCCGCUGCACAACAGAUCAGAUUGAAGGAGUGCAAAUCUUGCACGCUCUACAUCUACGCCAAAACUCCACCCACUAUGCUGGAUUGUGAGGAUAUUCUUGUAGCACCCUGGUGUGCUUCCUAUGCCAACUGCAAAGAGCAUUUCGAAGCUGCUGCCUUUCCUGUCGAAGUCAACUACUGGAAUGCUUUGUUUGAUUUCAGUGGGACAUCAGAGAAAUGCCAUUGGCAAAUCUGUGCACUUCAUGAAGUUGUUCAGCUCAAACUGUGGGAAGGCGAAGAUGCUCAUGCGAAGCAUCUGAGAAAUCCUUGUCCUGUCGUGACACACCAGAUCCUUUGCGAUUUGCCCCUUUCAAAUUCUGAUGGGCAGCCUGGCCAGCGUAUGACUAUUCCCCAGGUCCGGCCAAGCAUGCCGGAUCCUCCCUUGAGUUCUGCUCUCCAACUGGAUGUGAGGGAUUGCGCUGCAAAGCGCCUCGUUGGGGCACCACUCCUGAACAAGCUAAGAUCUCUAAACCAGCAAAAACAUGUUUUGGAUUUGGUUUCUGGAAUCAGCCUUGUACAGGCAAAUUAA